AUGUCUUCCGUCUGGAAUAGACCGUCUUCAUGGGACGUCAGCUGGGAUAAUGGAGACUCCCUCGGCGUGGAAAAGGGUGAUUUUGAUGGGUGGGAUAACACUGUCCAAGGCAUGCCAUGUACCGGCAACAACGAGAGCAUGGAUACUCGCUCUUCUGGGCAUGAUGCUCAGCAUACUACAACCCCGGAUGAGAGCGGAGACUUCGCUUGCCGCGUCUGCGGUGAGACUGGUCACUUCGCGCGCCAAUGCCCAAAUCUCCAAACCCAAGCUUGCUACAACUGCGGCGAAGAGGGUCAUACCAAGGCAGACUGUCCUAACCGUCGGAAGGUCCAGUCAUGCUUCAACUGUGGUGAUGAAGGACAUUCCAAGGCAGAUUGCCCGAACCCGCACAAGCCUAUGGGCGAGUGCUACAACUGUGGCCAGGAAGGACAUUCCAAGGCAGAUUGCCCGAACCCACGCAAGCCCAUGGGAGCAUGCUUCAACUGCGGUCAGGAUGGUCACUCCAAGGCUGACUGCCCGAACCCUUCUGUCUUCAAAGGUGCUUGCCGCAUCUGUUCGCAGGAGGGUCAUCCGGCUUCUGCUUGCCCUGAGAGGCCAGUGGAUAUCUGCAAGAAUUGUCGGGGCGAAGGCCACAUCGCUAGAGAUUGCAAGGAGAAUCGCAAAUUCGACCUGAACCACGUUGCGGACCGGCUUCCCGAGGAGGCUUGGGGCAUGAUGAAGAAAGCGAGUGAUGAAAAGGAUAUCGUCGACUUCCGCGAGGCUGUUCAAGUCUACUCCAAGGCUGUUCCGGAUGCUACCUAUGCAGAGAUCGAAAAGAAAAUGCGCGGAGAGACUUUCAAGGUCUUUCUCAUUGCUCUGGAGAAGGAGCGUGAGGAUGUCCUUAGCCUGAUCGAUCUUCAGGGCCAGCUAGACCGCGAGUAUCUUGUCGGCUUCUUCUUCUCCGACAAACCCAUGCGUGCAAACCAAGAGCAGCGCUGGCCUCGGGACAGCGAUGAAAAUCUUGAGCGCCUGGCCAAUGCUGGGCUGCCUUACGAUCGUCAGGUCACCAAGUGCUGGAACUGUGGGGAGAUGGGACACAGUGCACGUGCUUGCAAGCAGGACCGUGCCGAGGUUGAGAAGACUGAGAUAAAGUGCAACAACUGUGAGAGCAUAGGCCACCGCGUCCGCGACUGCAAAGAAAAGCGACGCAGCAAGUACGGCUGCCGUAACUGCGGCGUUGAAGGACACGAGGCUCGUGACUGCCCAGAAUCGCCAGCUGCAACCGACAUCGAAUGCCGUCGAUGCAAUGAAGUUGGUCACUUUGCGAAGGACUGCCCAAACCAGCCUGAAAGAGUCCCGCGCACCUGCCGCAACUGUGGGUCGGAGGAUCACCUUGCUCGUGAAUGUGACCAGCCCCGCAACCCUGAUAUGAUGAUAUGCCGCAACUGCGAGAAGUCGGGACAUGCGGCCCGGGAUUGCCCUGAGCCCAAGGACUGGUCGAAGGUGAAGUGCAACCAGUGCGGCGAGAUGGGCCACACCGUGCGGCGCUGCCCCCAGCCCGAAGCUCUCAAUGUGCCGGAAGAGAAUGAAGCUAUCGGUGAUGGUGGUGACGAGCCCGAUUAUGGCCGGGGUCGGUCUGGCCAGGCCGAUUAUGACCAUGGUGGUGAGGUCGAGAAUGUGCGGCAGCAAAUGGAAGAUGUGGCCUGGUGA
Messenger RNA from Penicillium canariense, 1689 nucleotides. RefSeq lists its product as uncharacterized. Gene Ontology annotation, cellular component: cytoplasm. Gene Ontology annotation, molecular function: single-stranded RNA binding; mRNA binding; zinc ion binding. The transcript is spliced from 16 exons. Lineage: Eukaryota; Fungi; Ascomycota; Eurotiomycetes; Eurotiales; Aspergillaceae. The record is from RefSeq and is a predicted model, not a curated record. Gene Ontology annotation, biological process: positive regulation of cytoplasmic translation. The coding region runs from base 1 to 1689 and encodes 562 amino acids.